AUGGCCACGCACAACUACGCCAAGGAGCCCAUCGCCAUCAUAGGCUCAUCCUGCCGCUUCCCCGGCGGCUCGACCUCCCCUUCAAGACUGUGGGAUCUUCUUCAGAAGCCUCGCGAUCUGCUUCAGGAGUUCGACCCGGAGCGCAUCAGUCUCAACCGAUUCUACCACCGUGACGGCGAGCACCACGGUUCGACAAACGUCACAAACAAAUCAUACACCCUCGGCCCGGACCAUGACAGCCGCAAGUUCGACGCCUCCUUUUUCGGCAUCGCGCCCAAGGAGGCAGAGGGCAUGGACCCACAACAGCGCCAGUUGCUUGAGAUAGUAUACGAGGCGUUCGAGUCUGCGGGCCUCACUCUAGAGCAGCUUCGCGGCUCGCUUACCUCCGUUCACGUCGGCGUCAUGACCAACGACUGGGCACAAAUUCAGCUCAGAGAUCCCGAGACUCUGGCCCAGUACGCCGCCACGGGCACGGCCUACAGCAUCAUGUCAAAUCGUAUAUCCUACAUCUUCGAUCUCAAGGGACCCUCUGCAACCAUCGACACUGCGUGCUCUAGCUCCCCUGUUGCCCUGCACUAUGGUGCACAGGGCUUGCUCAAUGGUGAUAGCGAGACGGCUGUCGUAGCGGGUGUCAAUCUCAUUCUGGACCCGAGCGUGUAUAUCACCGAGUCGAAGCUUCACAUGCUUUCCCCUGAUGCGCGCUCACGGAUGUGGGAUAAGGACGCUAACGGUUAUGCCAGAGGUGAAGGUACAUCGGCUGUGAUCCUGAAGAGGCUGAGCCGUGCCUUGGAGGACGGCGAUCACAUUGAGGGUCUCAUCCGCGGAACAGGCGUCAACUCUGAUGGCCUUAGUCCCGGCAUCACGAUGCCUUUUGCUCCAACGCAGAAGGCCCUGAUUCACAGUACCUAUCAGCGUGCUGGUCUGGAUCCAAUCAUCGACCGGCCGCAAUAUUUCGAGUGCCACGGUACAGGAACACCUGCAGGUGAUCCCGUCGAGGCGCGCGCCGUCAGCGAGGCCUUCGCAGUUGCACCCGGCUCGAACACCGACGAUCAUCCGUUGUACGUUGGCUCGAUCAAGACCAUCAUCGGACACUUGGAGGGCUGUGCCGGUUUGGCUGGCGUCAUGAAGGCACUCCUCGCCAUCAAGAACCGCACUAUCCCGCCAAACCUGCACUUCAACGAGCUCAACCCAGCCAUCAAGAAGUUCUACGGCCCGCUGCAGAUCCCCACGGCCCCGGUCCCCUGGCCUAAGCUGGCACAGGGCGUUCCGGCUCGCGCCAGCGUGAACAGCUUCGGUUUCGGCGGGACGAACUCCCACGCCAUUCUCGAAAGCUUCGAGGACGCCACUUCGGAUCACAAUCCGACCGGCGGCGUCAUCGGCCCCUUGAUGUUUUCUGCCGCAUCUGGUCAUUCCCUUUUGCGGUCUGUUCAAGCUCAUUUGGAGCACAUCAAGGCUCAUCCCGAUCUCGACUUCGGCGACUUAAGCUGGGUUCUUCAGACACGCCGUACCACCCACCGCGUCCGCACGCACUUCUCCGGGUCUUCUAGGGACGCGAUCAUUGCCAACAUGGAGGGAUGGGUUGCAACCGAAUCCAAGUCAUCCAGCAGCAACGUUGGAUACCAGCCCCGCCUUCUCAACCCCAAAGAAGUUCCUGGUGUUCUCGGCGUCUUCACCGGCCAAGGUGCUCAGUGGGCUACGAUGGGAAGGCAACUUCUAGCCUGCUCCCCGCUCUUCCGUAAGACUCUCGAAGAGUGCGAAGAGACCCUGCGCAAUCUUCCCGCUGCUGAUGCACCAGCUUGGUCUCUUAUUGAGGAGGUUCAGGCCGAGCAGUCGUCUUCUCGCCUCGGUGAAGCAGCUCUAUCGCAGCCCGUCUGUACUGCUGUCCAGCUCGGCCUCAUUGAUCUUCUCACUGCAUCCGGCGUCGUAUUUGAUGCCGUAGUCGGCCACUCCUCUGGUGAGAUCGCCGCUGUCUACGCAUCGGGUAUCAUCAACCGCCGCGCCGCCAUGCAGAUCGCCUACUACCGCGGCCUCCACGCCCGCCUCGCAAAGGGUGCCAAAGGUCAGAAGGGCGCUAUGCUUGCCGCGGGUCUCUCACUUGCCAAGGCCAUGCUUCUUUGCGGAAAACCGCAGUUCGAGGGACGUCUGCGCGUGGCUGCCAGCAAUGCGCCGUCUACCGUGACGCUCUCUGGAGACGCGGAUGCCAUCGAGGAGGCAAGAGAGAUGCUCACCGCCGAUGAUGUCUUUGCACGUGCCUUGAAGGUUGACACCGCGUACCACUCGCAUCACAUGCAACCUUGUGCAGAGCCAUACCUCCGAAGCUUGUUGGCGUGCGACAUCCAGAUCUCACAGCCGAAGCCUGGCAAGGCUAUCUGGAGUUCCAGUGUGCGUGGCGACACUGAGCUGCUCAAGGGCGAUUUGAGCGAGUUGAAAGGCCCGUACUGGGUUUCGAACAUGGUACAGACUGUUCUGUUCUCCCAGGCCAUCGAGUCUUCCAUCUGGCACGGCGGACCUUUUGAUUUAGCAAUCGAGGUUGGCCCGCACCCGGCUCUUAAGGGACCUGUAGAACAGACUCUCAAGAACGUGUACGGCUCCGUUCCUUUGUAUAACGGCGUGUUGAAGCGGGGGGCAUCCGAUUUCGAGGCAUUUUCCGCGGCCAUCGGCACUGUCUGGGCCCAGCUCGGUCCGUCGACACUGGACUUCGAGGGUUACCGUGAAGCCUUCUAUGAGGAGGGCCAGGCGCCGGCACCAAGGGUUCUCAAGGAUCUUCCGACCUACUCGUGGGAACACGAAAGGGUCUACUGGCGUGAGUCGACCAUGUCCCGUCGCUUCCGUCUUGCCGACGAGCGCCACCACGAGCUCCUCGGCCGCCGCGCUAUCGACGACAACCAGCGCGAACUUCGUUGGCGGAACCUUCUCCGCCUGCAUGAGGUGCCCUGGCUCCGUGGCCACACCGUCCUUGGCGAAGUCUUGCUCCCCGCUGCAGCUUAUGUGUCAAUGGCCGUUGAAGCUGGACGUGAGAUCGCCAAGGCUGCCGGUCGUGAUGUGCGCCUGUUCGAGGUCGAGAACGCGGAUAUUCUCCGUCCUGUAGUCAUCCCUGACAAUAAGGAGGGCGUUGAGGCAGUCUUCAGUGUUCGACAGAAGGAAGGAGGACCGCCUUCAAAGGAUACCCUGCGUGCCGAGUUCGCGUACUACGUUCGCGCUGAUCCCGCAGGCGCGUCGAUGCUGCAUGUCUGCAAAGGCGAAUUGGCUGUCCAUCUUGGACAACUGGCCGAGGGCGAGCCGAUCCUACCGCCUCGUGAUCUUGAGAAUCAGCACACUGUGGAUGUUGACUGCAAACGUGUCUAUGGCAUGUUCGACAAAGUUGGCCUGUCCUACUCUGGCCCCUUCCAUGCCCUCGUCAACAGCCAGCGCGUCUUGGACUACUCAAGCGCAACAGGCGUCUGGCCCGAGGACAAAUUGGCUAGAAGCGACAUGAUCAUGCAUCCUGCAGUCCUCGACGUUGCGUUCCAAACGUUGUUCGUUGCUUUGGCACACCCCGCUAGUGGCUUAAUCACUUCCGCGUUGCUGCCCUCGCAUGUGCGCCGCGUCCGCGUCAGCCCCAUCGUGGCAAAGAGGGAUGAGACUGGCAGCGUCAAGACUGACUUCGAGAGUUGGGCUGUCAAGCGUACCGCAUCUUCCGUUGUUGGCGACCUGAGCUUGUAUGAUGGGGUGUCCGGUCGCACUCUCGCCCAAGUCGAAGGCUUGUCUCUCAACAAGGUCGGCGAACAGGACUCGUCACGCGACAGACCCAUCUUUGCCAAGACGGUAUGGACGCACGAUGUUGCAUUGGGUUUGGCUGAGCCCGCUCGUAACGAGGCCGAUGAUGCCGAGUUGCUUCGCCAAACGGAGGACUUUGAGCGUGUCGCGUUGUACUGGGCUCGUUGUCUGGACGAUGCGUUGGUAGAUGAAGACCAAAGCAAGUUUUCAUGGUACCACCAGCGUAUGCUGAAGGCCAAUCGCGAAAUACUUGAACUGGUUGAAAAGGGCCAGCACUCUGUUCUUCGGCGGGAGUGGAUGGCGGAUGAGGCAGAUGUUCUGGAUAGCGUCAGCGCUAAGUAUCCUGACAAUCCAGUCCAGUUGCAACUGCUCAACGCCCUGGGCCAGAACUAUCCCGGCAUCGUCCGCGGAGAGACCGACCAGCUUCAACUCAUGAUGAGAGAUAACUUGCUGAACCGCUUCUUCACGGAUGACUUGGGCUGCGACCGCUCCAACAAGUUCCUCGCGGAUGUCGUGUCCCAGAUCACGCACAAGUAUCCCCGUACCAAUAUGCUCGAAAUUGGUGGCGGUGCAGGCGGCACGGCGUCGAAGGUGCUCAACACUAUCAAGGACGCUUACGCCUCUUACACCAUCACUGACGCGUCGUCGAUGUUCUUGCCUGCGGUGCAAGAGAAGUUCGCAGACUUCUCAGACAAGAUGCGCUUCGACACUCUGGACAUCAACAAUGAACCUACCGCCCAGGGCUUCGCCGCUCACUCUUACGAUGUCAUCAUCGCGACAAACGUUCUCCAUGCGACUAAGAACUUGUCGACGACGAUGGACAAUAUUCGCAAGCUUUUGCGCCCAGGUGGAUACCUUCUCAUCGCCGAGACGACUGGCAUCGAAAACUUGAGCAAGCCGUUCAUCUUCAGCGGUCUUCCUACUUGGUGGGCUGAAGAAGAAGAGGAUCGCCAACUCCGGGCGACCGUACCCGUGCUCCGUUGGGAGGAAGUUCUCAAUGAUUCCGGUUUCUCGGGGCUGGACAUGGUCGUCCACGAUCACGCCGACGAAGAUAAGCACACUGUCACGGUACUUGUCAGUCAGGCUAUCGACGACAGGAUCCAACGCCUUCGUGAACCCCUGACCGAGAUCGGCACCAGCUCAGCCCCUGAGGGUGGCCUCAUCUUCAUCGGGGGCAAGAAGCUGGCCACAGCCAAGAUGCUUUCUGAGAUGCAGAAGCUCAUCCCGCGGUCUUGGCGCAAAUUUGUCAAGACAGUCAACAGCUUGGACGCGCUGACUGAGGAUGAUCUCACUAACAUCGGAUCUCACCCCACCGGAACUGACAUCGUGUGCCUUCAAGAUCUUGACGAGCCCAUCUUCGCAUCCACCAUGAGCGGGGAGCGGCUCACUACUGUGCAGACCAUGUUGAUGAAGGUUCGCAACCUGCUUUGGGUGUCUUCCGCCACCACUGCCACCAAAACCCAUGGACCCCGCGCCACCAUGUUCCAUGGUAUUGCACGCAUUGCUCCAGUCGAGAUGCCGCACCUGAACUUGCAGACUCUUGGUCUCGAGAGCGGCGUCGCCCCGGGUGUGGCGGCGAGGCGAUGCAUCGAGUCUUUCCUCAGGCUCCGAGAGACGGCAGAACAACCCGAUGCCGAUGAGGACGACACCGGAAAGCCACUUUGGGCAGUUGAGCCUGAGAUUGAGGUCCUGAAGAGCGGGGAAACGCUCAUCCCGCGUGUCAUUAUGGAUCAAGACCUGAACGAUGUCUUUCUCGCCUCGAGUCGCACCGUCACGAAGCAUGUUGACGCUACCGAAUCGCCCGUUGUCGUGAUGGAGCCAGCCGGACCCACGGCGAGAAUGGCGCUCCAGGCCUCUGCUGACGAUGUCGUCGAGGCAGACGAGGUCGCAAUCCAAGUCCAGUACGCCCUGCACAUCCCGACUACGCUAUUCAACAGUGUCUAUCUCGUCUGCGGUACCGAUGUUGUCACCUCUUCUCCGGUGGUGGCAGCUCACAAACUGAACGCCUCGGUGGUUCAUGUCCCGCGCGAUCGUGUGGUGCCGGUACCUGCAGAGGCUUGCACUCCAAGCAUGCUCAUUGCCACCACUAACCACGUUCUCUCAGGCAUUGUGACGUCGUUGGUGACGCCUGGCAAGCCGGUUCUUCUCUACGGCGCCGAUCAAUCUUUUGCCAAGGCUGUGUCUGCCCAACUUUCGAAGCAGGGUAUCGUUGCGCACUUUGCUACCACCGAUGCUGACGCUCCUGACUCGUGGACGAAGUUGCACGAACAAUCUCCCUUGCGUGCUCUUCAAAGGGCAGUGCCUCACGGCAUUGGUCUGUUCGUAGACUGCCCUGCAUCCUCGACCGCCAUUGGUGAAAGCUUUCGGGAGUGUUUGCCUCUGGGUUGCCAAGUUGUACAGCUGGACGCGCAGCUUUUGCGCAGGACAUUCCUUGGCGACAAGACAUUCGCAGCGUCGUUGCUUGAAAGGUCUUCGGCCGAGGGCCAGGAGCUGAUGGGCAAUGAAACCGGCAUCGACAUCAUCGAAGCUGCAGCCUUGCCCAAAUCUAACGCUGCCGCCCUGUCAACCAAGCGCUACAUCACGAAUUGGCAGACGGAUUCGUCCAAAUCCCUGCCAGUCACUGUCCCAAGUCUUCCUACUGAGGGACUCUUCCGCCCUGACCGCACCUACCUCAUGGUUGGUGCUGCCGGCGGCCUGGGUCUGUCUCUUUGCAAGUGGGCGAUCGACCAUGGCGCCAGGCAUCUUGUUAUCACCUCCCGCAACCCCAGCGUCGAUUCUACUGUCCUCUCGGAAGCAGAGCGUCUCGGGGCUACGAUUCGCGUUGUCCCUAUGGACGUUACCUCUCGCGAGGUAGUCGAGAAUGUGGUGCAGGAGAUUCGCUCCACCAUGCCACCUAUCGCGGGUGUGGCCCAAUGCGCCAUGGUGCUGCAGGAUCGAUUCUUCCUCGAUAUGAGUAUCGAAGAGCUCAACGGAACCCUCGCGGCCAAGGUCGACGGAACUGAGAACCUGGAUUCCGUCUUCUCACGGCUUGAGGCCGCCGACCAGAAAGAGAAACUCGACUUCUUCGUUAUGCUUUCUUCUUCUGCGUCCACUAUCGGCAACAUCGGACAGGCCAACUAUCAUAUUGGCAACUUGUACAUGACCUCCCUUGCUGCUGCUCGUCGCGCUCGUGGUCUUGCCGGAUCAGUUAUUCAUAUCGGUCACAUCACGGAUGUCGGCUACAUUGUCAAGUCCAAGGAGCGUACCGACCAUCUCGCGGAGCACUUCGAUCGCAUCCGUAUGAUGAGACUGUCUGAGACCGAUGUGCACCACGCAUUUGCACAGGCCGUCAGAGGUGGCAGACCGGGAAGUACCAUUUCUCCGGAUAUCAUCAUGGGUAUCGAGCCCCCCACCAAGCCCGUUCCUGCAGACGAGGUAGACGGCCUCGAAGAGAGAAUCCACUGGCUUAAAGAUCCGAGACUGAGCCAUAUGACUCCCUGGAUCCCUCUGCACGGUGAUGAUGAUGCUGCUGGCAACGGCGCAGGUGGGGCUGUUGCUGGUAGUGUGCGGCAGGCAGUUGAGGAUGCCGAGAGUGAGGGAGAUGCGGUCGCUGUCGUCGUUGAGGCAUUCUGCUCUCGCCUUGAUGCCAUGUUACAACUUCCUGCUGAAAAGACCGCAGAGAACUCCCAUCGCCCGGUUAUCGAUAUUGGAAUUGACUCACUCGUUGCUGUCGAGAUCCGUAACUGGUUCUUGAAAGAGGUUGGUGCAGACGUUCCUGUGGUCAGAAUUUUGGGCGGAGACAGCGUCACGCAGGUCUGCACUGGUGCGGCGAGGACGCUGAUGGCGAAGGUCUUGAAAGAGGGUGGCAAGAAGGAGAGAGUGAAGCCUACCGAACUCCCUGUUCCGCCUCCUGCAGUUCCUGCUGCGGCCAAGGCAUAUUCGAGUAGCAGCGGUAGCAGCAACUCGGGCAAGGAAGAUGACGCUACCGGCUCAAUCAAUGGAAGCCAAACUCGAGACGCCGUUGAUAGUGAGACUACCUCGAUCUCCAACGACAAUGACCCCUACAACAACCCCAUUACUUCAUUUUCCGAGAAGAGGAAGGCUGAGAUCGAGACUGUCGCUUCCGCUGUCGAAUCUAAGCCCGAAAUUCUUCGGGAGGAACGAAUGUCUCGCGCUCAAGCUCGCAUCUGGUUCCUCAGCAAGCACAUCACUGACCCGGCUGCCUACAACAUGGUCUUUCACUACCGCGUUUCUGGACCUGUCAACAUGAUGCGCCUGCGCCACGCUCUGAAGACCACGACCCAGUACCACGAGUGCCUACGGAUGAGCUUUUAUCAGCGCGUUGGCGACGGCAGACCAGUACAGGGCCUCAUGGCAUCGUCUCUGUUCGAGCUGGAGCACGUUCCUGAAGCUAGCGACCUUGACUUCAAGCAGGCCAUGGACAAGUUCAAGACUCGUGUCUGGGAUGUUGAGACGGGCAGGACGAUGGGCAUGACGGUUCUCAGUCGUAGCAGGGAUGAGCAUGACUUUGUGUUCGGUUAUCACCACAUCAUCACGGAUGUUGCUGGCUGGUCUCUGUUUCUUCGGGACCUGGAUCGCGCUUUUCGACUGGAGCGUCUGGGGUCGGACAUCUCCCAUCUCGAGUACACCGAGAAACAGUGGGAAGACGAAUCGGCGGGAUGCUAUGCUGAUCGAUUGAAGUUUUGGCGCGAGGAGCUGGCCACGUUGCCAGAGGCCUUGCCGCUUCUGCCUUCUGCAUCAGUCCGGUCUCGGCCGUCUCGCCAGGAAGAGGCCCUGGAUUCCAAGAUCCAAAGCGUCUACCGCGAACUCCCCCCGGCGCUUGUCUCUGCGGUCAAAGAGACUUGCAAGGCUCUUCGGAUCAGCCCCUUCCAUUUGUAUCUUUCGGUCUACCAGGUCUUUCUUGCUCGACACGCCAACAUCCAGGAUGUGUGCGUUGGAGUUGUAGAUGCGAACCGUGACGCAUCCUCUGAUGAGGCUGUCACUCGCAUGGUCGGUUGCUUCGUCAAUGUUCUCCCCGUUCGGACAAAUAUCGUUCCCACCCAAACAUUUUCUGCUGUUGCCCAGGCCGCCUCUCGGAAGGCUCUCUCAGCUUUCGCCCAUGCUGGUGUCCCAUUCGAUGUUCUCCUGGACGCGUUGGACACUCCUCGCUGGGCAGACGGCGACACACCACCCCUCUUCCAGGCCGCAGUCAAUUACCGCGCUGCGAGUGGUGGCUGGGGCGAGAUGGCUCUUGGUCGUGAUUGCAAGAUGACUUUAUGUCUGGAGGACGGCAAGGAUGUGCAGCCACCUUACGACAUCAGUCUUGGAAUCAUGGACUUGGAAAAGGCGUGCACCAUUGACUUGCAUUGCCAAGGCAAGCUUUACAGCGAAGAGGCCACACGAGGAAUGGCCGAUUCGUACAUCCGACUUCUUCAAGCGUUUGCGGCGAACUCAGAUCUUUCCAUUGAGAAGGCUCCGAUCUAUGAUGAUUCUUGUGUUACAGAAGCUCUUGAACUUGGAAAGGGUCCCGUAUUGGACUUUGGCUGGCCAUCAACUAUCUCCCAGCGGUUCAAAGACAUGUCCCAGCUUCAUCCCAAUGAGCCGGCCAUCAUCUGCGGUCGCUCCACCCUCUCCUACAGCGAACUUGCUGGACGUGUCGACGCAGCAGUCAAAGCACUUAGCCUCGCUGACUGUACGCCCGGCGACUACGUCGCUGUUCUUUGCGAGCCUUCGGUCGAUAUGAUUGUUGCGAUGCUUGCUGUCCUCCAGAGCGGCUGUGUCUACGUUCCUUUGGAUACCAGCUUGCCAAUCGCGCGUCACGCAGCCAUGAUCCGCACUUGCGAACCCACUAUGAUAAUCUUCCACCCUGCCACGGAACAGCAUGUCCUUGACUUGGGCGACGAAUCCAGUGCGUCUUUCAAGCAGAUCAGCCUUGACGAUGUCCCCUCGUCUGCCAAUGCCGAGACAAAUGCACCCGUGGCGUCCGACGCAGAUGCCCCCGCUGUUCUCCUUUUCACAUCUGGCUCAACUGGCAGGCCCAAGGGCAUUGUCCUUACUCAGGGCAACUUCGUCAACCACCUGGCACUGAAGAGCCAUGUCUUGUGUCUCGGCCGAGAGCGUGCCCUUCAGCACAGCUCUCUCGGCUUCGACAUGUCCCUCAUCCAGACUUUCUGCUCGCUGGCCAACGGCGGAGCUCUUGUAGUCGUACCUCGCGACAUGCGGCGUGAUCCUGUGGCGUUGACAACUCUGAUGGUUGACCACGGUGUCUCUUUGACAAUCGCUACUCCCUCGGAGUACCUCGCCUGGUGCAAGUACGGGUCAUCUUCCCUACGCAGCCACAAGGCAUGGAAGCAUGCCUGCAUGGGUGGAGAGAUCGUCACAGCACAGUUGAAGAGAGAGCUCCAGCUUUUGGGGUUGGAGGGUUUGACGGUGACGAACUGCUACGGGCCGACUGAGAUCACCGCCGCUGCAACUUUCCAGACAGUCGCUAUCAAGAAUCUGUCCGAGGCCCAGCCUGGCCAACCUGCGGAGUCUGUAGAACGGCAGCUGAGAACGCAAUUUGCUGUGGGCAAGGCAUUGCCAAACUAUACGAUCCGCAUCCUCAAUGACAUGGGUCACCCACAGCCAAUUCACCACACUGGCGAGAUUUGCAUUGGCGGUAAGGGUGUUUCUGUUCGAGGCUAUCUAGGUCUUCCCGACGAGACUCAGAAGAAGUUCAUCUCGGACUCGGCCACUGGUGACGUUCUCUACCGAACUGGGGAUUCUGGCCGACUUCUCUCUGACGGUACUCUUCUCUGCCUCGGUCGCCUCGAGGGAGACACUCAAAUCAAGCUGCGCGGCUUGCGCCUUGAGCUGGAGGAGGUGGAGACCGCACUUCUCCAAGCAUCCGAGGGCUUGCUUUCCAGCGUCGUCGUCUCCCGUCGCGGAGACAUCUUGGUAGCCCACGCGACUGUCUCUCCAAAUCUCUACAUCGACACGGCUUUGACUGACUCAGAAAUCAAUACCAUCCUUCGUCGUCUGCACGGCCGCUUGCCGCAGUAUUUCAUCCCGGCUGCCAUUAUAACCAUGGCUGAUCUCCCUACCAACCCCAACGGUAAACUCGAUCGCAAGGCCGUUGCCAGACUUCCUCUUCCCGAGACCGAUCCCGCUCAAGCCGAGUCCGUAAAUGAGAAGGAGGAAGAGGCUAGCAUGAACCACCGCGAAGGCGAACUUCGUCUUCUCUGGGAGAAGGUCCUUCCAUCUGCUGCUUCUUCGACCAUGGGACGCAUCGUACCGUCGUCGGACUUCUUUCUUCGCGGUGGCAAUUCCCUGCUCUUGAUGAGGCUGCAAGCCUUGAUUCGGGAGUCUAUGGGUGUGCACGUCACGACAAGAACAUUGUACAGCGCCAGCACGCUCAAAACCAUGGCUGAAGCUGUCUUUGCCCAGCGAGACGCGGACAUGGCCGAAGAGGUGAACGACGACGUUGACUGGCAAUGGGAAGCUGAAAUUCCUGACUGGCUCAAAGAGAGGGUUCAGGGGAUGUCCAAGGAGAGUGGGAAAUCCCAGCCCGCGAAGUCCAAAGGUCUCAAUGUCGUCCUCACUGGCGCGGAUGGUUUCCUCGGCGGUCGUGUGCUUCGAACCCUCUUGCAAACGCCCGCGGUCCAGACCGUAAACUGCAUCGCUCUCGAAGACGAGCAAGAGGGCAAUGGUAGCAGUCACGGCGAUAUCCGUAAGACCAUCGAAGCCAACCCAAGUAAGACAGUCAACACUUUCGGUGGGAGUCUUGCAGACCCAAAGCUCGGCCUCACCCCUUCCGAGGCAUCUUGCCUCAGGGAUACAGCUGAUAUCAUCAUCCAUGCCGGCUCCAGUGGACACUGUCUGAACAACUACGCUGCCCUCAAGGCCCCAAAUGUCUCUGCUACGCAUCGUCUCGCCGCGCUGGCACUCCCUCGCUCUGUGCCAUUGCUCUUCAUCUCUAGCAACCGAGUCCCGUUACUCGCCGGCAAUACAGAGCAGGUGCCCUGUUCAAUGGCAAAGUGGAUGCCCGCUGGCGAUGGAAGAGAGGGACUUACCGCGACGAAGUGGGUUGGCGAAGUCUUUCUGGAGAGUCUGAACAAGCUUGUCACCAACCAGACUGAAAAGGCCUGGGCUGUCGAGGUCCAUCGCCCUUGCAUCGUCGUCGGCGACCAGGCGCCAAAUUCCGACAGCAUGAACGCUAUAUUGCGAUACUCGCUGCAAAUGAGGUGUGCGCCUCUCGUGACCAGGGGUCGGGGAUACAUUGACUUCAAAUCCGUGGAUGAUGUUGCCAUGGGUAUCGUUGAGUCAGCCCUGAUUAUGGCUCAACGCAGGACUGGAGGCGUGUCAUUCAAGCAUCACUCCAGCGGAGUCAAAGUACCUGUUGACAAGUUCAGAGAGCAUUUGGAGCAGGAGUAUGAGGGGAAAUUUGAGUCUGUUGAGAUGAAGGAUUGGGUUGCUAAGGCUGGUAAGGCUGGGAUUGAUCCUUUGAUCACGGCUUACUUGAACGGAAUCUUGGAGUCGGAUGAGGAGAUGGUGUUUCCUUACCUAGGAGCUUGA
Messenger RNA from Colletotrichum aenigma, 12288 nucleotides. It is a transcript of the gene tenS, whose product is annotated as Tenellin synthetase. The record is from RefSeq and is a predicted model, not a curated record. The coding region runs from base 1 to 12288 and encodes 4095 amino acids. The transcript has 3 exons. NCBI's taxonomy places the organism in Eukaryota, Fungi, Ascomycota, Sordariomycetes, Glomerellales, Glomerellaceae. Gene Ontology annotation, molecular function: fatty acid synthase activity; 3-oxoacyl-[acyl-carrier-protein] synthase activity; phosphopantetheine binding. Gene Ontology annotation, biological process: secondary metabolite biosynthetic process; fatty acid biosynthetic process.